This is a messenger RNA of Durusdinium trenchii, 354 nucleotides long. Lineage: Eukaryota; Dinophyceae; Suessiales; Symbiodiniaceae. The record is from the annotation of a GenBank genome assembly.
AUGGCAGCUGAUGAUCAGUUUGAGCUUGUUGCCAAAGCAUCUAUGGGAAAGGGUUCAUCGUCUGCUGAGCUUGGGGCUAUGACGGAUGCACCGAAGCGUCGUGGCGAUGAGAUUGAAUCCAGGCCGAAGGCAAGGGGCAUCGGCACCUAUGCUUCAAUCCCUGUGCCACCAGCGCCGGAGCUUGGGGAAAAGAUGGUGACCAUCACCUUUCCAGAAGGCGUCGCAGAUUUGCCGACAUGGGGAGCAACCUUGAUGACAUGUGGCAAGGUGGCAUCUGAGCGGCUUUCGUAUGAGGAGUUGCGAUCAUCGGAGAAUGCAGAGCAUGUGCAGUAUUGCAAAUGGUUGAUGGCACGA